AGAGUAAAGACAAGGAAAAUUACGCUUUUAUAUUUUCUGAUCAAAUAAAUAAAGGUUUGCGGUUUGAAUUUAAAGACAAUUAUUGUAAUUAAUCAUGAAAAUUGGUACUAUGAUGAAAAAUAUCGUAUGUAGUGAAGGAUCAACUCCGUUGCCAAUUGGAAUUUGUUUACUCAUGUUUAUAAUUGUGCUAUUCAACGAUUUGACUAUGACGUCAGUUUUCUCGUACCUUCCUCGUCUAGUAAAGGAGUUCGGUAUUUCCGAAGUUGAUGUUGGAAAAAAAACUGGUAUAAUUUCAUCUUCAAUGUUUAUCGCCAAAAUAUUUAGCAGCUCAAUAUGGGGAUAUUUUUGCGAUAAAUGGGGAAGAAAGUUAUCACUUUUGAUGAGUGCAGGAGGCGUUGUACUUUCCACUUUGAUGUUUGGUUUUUCAUUCAAUUAUAACUGGGCUGUUAUGGCAAGGUUUUUCCAGGGAUGUUUUAUGGAAUCUCUACGUGUGAUUAAAAUGCAUACUGUGUUAGAAGGAGAAACCAUAGGUUUAAAUCUUAUACCUGGAAAAAAACUAUGUACAACCUGUCGAAGUAAAGUUAUGACAUUUUUAUCAAAAUGUAUAAGUAAAAAUAAAAAUGAUGAAGAUUUAGAUAUUGUUAAUGAGAGAUCCAUUCAAAAUAAAAAAGAGAGUGUAGAUACACACUUUGCAUGCAACUAA
This is a messenger RNA of Hydra vulgaris (swiftwater hydra), 703 nucleotides long. The record is from RefSeq and is a predicted model, not a curated record. Lineage: Eukaryota; Metazoa; Cnidaria; Hydrozoa; Anthoathecata; Hydridae.